AUGUCGUCCAUGCGCGCCCUCCUAUCUCCCCAGCUCCGAACCCUUCUCCGGCCGCAAGUCCUUCGUGCUUCGCCGAGAUUCAUGCGAAUCCAGACCGCCGCGUUAUCAUCGGCCAUCUCAGAUGCUAUCAUCCAGGACCACCGCGAGCUGGAAAAGUACUACAAUGAGGUCAUAAACUCUACCGACCAUGACCAUCAGCAACGUUUUGGGAACCAGUUCAUCUGGGAACUCGCGCGCCACUCCAUCAGCGAGGAGCUGGUAGUCUAUCCUGCUUUUGAGAAGUAUAUGGGCCCCAAGGGUCAGGAGAUGGCAGACAGCGAUCGUCAGGAACACUACAAGAUCAAGGAACUUCUCAAAGAAUUCCAGAACAUGAAAUCCACGGAUCCAGACUACGUGCCGAAGCUCAAGGAACUCUGGGCCCCGCUCUGGCAGCACAUCCAGGAGGAGGAGAGGCUUGAUUUGCCGGCUCUUGAACAGUCGCUCAAGGCCCAGGGCGGCCAGAGAAGCCGUAGUGUCGAUUGCCAAUUUAUCAUUUCCAGGGCCUUUACGGACUCCGGUCGCAUCAGAUGA
Messenger RNA from Fusarium oxysporum Fo47, 570 nucleotides. RefSeq lists its product as uncharacterized. The transcript is spliced from 4 exons. Bases 1 to 570 code for a protein of 189 amino acids. NCBI's taxonomy places the organism in Eukaryota, Fungi, Ascomycota, Sordariomycetes, Hypocreales, Nectriaceae. The record is from RefSeq and is a predicted model, not a curated record.